AAUGGAGAGGAAGCCAUGUAUUACUGCAAGAAGUGCACUUACCGAGCCCCUCUUUAUGAGAUCGUCAGGAAACACAUCUACAGGAAACAUUUUCAGCAUGUGGCGGUGCCCUACAUAGCAAAGAGAGGAGAAAAGUCACCCAACGGUGCAAUGGCGCUAGGUGCAAAUACCCGGGAAGAGUGUAACACCCUCUGCAAGCAAUGCCUUUUCAUGCCCAAGUCCUAUGAAGCUUUGGUGCAGCAUGUCAUUGAAGACCAUCAAAGAAUAGGCUAUCAGGUCACUGCCAUGAUCGGACACACAAAUGUAGUUCCCCAAGCCAAGCUCGUGAUGCUGAUUGCUCCCAAGGCUCAAGAGAAAAAGGGCAUGGGACUCCCACCAAAAGUUAGUUUUCUUGCUUCUGGAAAUGUCCAAUCUUUGCCAUCACAGCAAAUGGUGAAUCGACUAUCAACAGCAAAGCCCAACUUUAAUUCAACGGGAGUCAACAUGAUGUCCAAUAUUCACCUACAGCAAAACAACUAUGGAGUCAAGCCUGUGGGCCAGAGCUAUGGUGCUGGCCAGUCAGUGUGGCUGGGUCUCGGUGGCAGUGCUCCAGUUUCCAUCCCUCAGCAGUCUCAGUCUGUCAAGCAGUUACUUCUGAGUGGAAACGAGAGGUCCUAUGGGCUAGGUGCUAAGAAGAGGUCCCCAGCAGCAGCCAGGUAUUCCCUGCAGAUUGCCAACACCUCCUCUCUACCCCCAGGCCAGGUGACAUCUCCCUCUGUGUCUCAGUCACAGGCAUCUAGAGUGUUAAGUCAUUCCAGUUCUAAACCUCCACCUGUAGCCACAGGCCCUCCUCCAAGCAACCAUUGUGCCACUCAGAAGUGGAGAAUAUGUACAAUCUGUAAUGAGCUUUUUCCUGAGAACAUCUACAGUGUUCACUUCGAAAAGGAACAUAAAGCUAAAAAAGUCCCAGCAGUAGCUAACUACAUUAUGAAAAUAGACAAUUUUACUAGCAAAUGCUUCUACUGUAAUCGCUAUUUGCCUACAGAUACCCUACUCAACCAUAUGUUAAUUCAUGGUUUGUCUUGUCCAUAUUGCUGUUUAACCUUCAAUGAUGUGGAAAAGAUGGCAGCACACAUGGGAAUAGUUCACACUGAUGAAGAGAUGGAGCCUAAGAUGGAUUCUACUUUUAGCUUUGAUUUGGCAUUGCAAAAGGGCAGUCACACCAGUAAUCAUCUCCUAGUAACCACAAACAACCUGAGGGAUGCCCCAGCCGAAUCAGUGGCUUACCAUGCCCAAAAUAAUGCCCCAGUUCCUCGAAAGCCACAACCAAAGGUUCAGGAAAAGGCAGAUGUCCCUAUUAAAAGUUCACUUCAAGCUGCAGUGCCCUAUAAAAAAGAUGUUGGGGAAACACUUUGCCCUCUUUGCUUUUCAAUCUUAAAAGGACCCAUAUCUGAGGCACUUGCACAUCAUUUACGAGAAAGUCACCAGGUUAUUCAGACAGUUAAUCGAGUUGGAAAAAAACUAACUUACAAAUGUAUCCAUUGCUUUGGUGUGUACACUAGCAACAUGACAGCCUCAACAAUCAUCCUGCAUCAAGUCCACUGCAAGGGUGUUGGAAAGACACAGAAUGGCCAGGACAAGACAAAUGCGCCUUCUCGGCUCAAUCACUCUCCAGGCCUGGCCCCUGUGAAGCGCACCUGUGAGCAAGCAAACUUUCCAUUGCUAAGAAAACAGAAGCUGAAGGAUGAUGGUGAUUCCCUCAGCUGCUUUGAAGAGAAGCCUGAAGAGCCUGUUGUUUUAGCCUUAGACCCCAAGGGUCAUGAAGAUGCUUCUUACGAAGCUAGGAAAGGCUUUCUCACAAAGUACUUCAACAAACAGCCUUAUCCCACCAGGAGAGAAAUUGAGAAGUUGGCUGCCAGCCUAUGGCUGUGGAAGAGCGACAUUGCUUCCUAUUUUAGUACCAAGAGGAAGAAGUGUGUCCGUGACUGUGAGAAGUACAAGACUGGGGUGUUGCUAGGUUUUAACAUGAAAGAGUUGAAGAAAGUUAAACAUAAGAUGAAUUUUGUUGCUGAGUGGCUAUUUGAAAAUCAUAAUGAGAAAGACUCAAGAGUCAAUGCUAGCAAGACUGUUGACAAAAAGCUUAACCUUGGGAAAGAAGAUGACACCUUCUCAGAUAAUUUUGCACACUUGGAAGAAGAAUCCAAGGGAAGUGGCAGCCCUUUUGACCCUGUCUUUGAAGUUGAGCCUAAAAUUCCUAGUAGUAAUCCAGAGGAGCAUGUACCAAAGGUAAUUCCUGAGGAUGCUUUGGAAUCAGAGAAACUAGACCAAAAAGAGGAGGAGGGUGGUCCAAAAUAUGAAACCAUCCAUUUGACUGAGGAGCCAACCAAACUAAUGCAUGGCGCCUCUGAAAGUGAGGAACAAGAUGAUGUAGUUGAGUGGACAGAAGGUACUUCGCCUGGCUCCCAACAGAUCUCAAACUUCAAGGAUAAUGCAUGUGAAAUGAAACCAGGAACCUGAUCUAAUGAGUCUUCCCAGAGUGAAGCUGCAAGGAGCAGUAAGCCAGCUGCAAAAAAAAAAAAAAAAGUUAUGGUACAAGAUGACACAGAACAGUUGAAAUGGAAGAAUGGUUCCUAUGGAAAAGUUGAAGGGUUUUGGUCCAAGGACCAGUCACAGUGGGAAAAUGCAUCGGAGAAUGCAGAGCGCUUACCAAACCCACAGACUGAGUGGCAGAAUAGCACAAUUGACAGUGAGGAUGGGGAGCAGUUUGAUAGCAUGACUGAUGGAGUUGCUGAUCCUAUGCAUGGCAGUUUAACUGGAGUGAAACUGAGCAGCCAGCAAGCCUGA
This is a messenger RNA of Acomys russatus (golden spiny mouse), 2823 nucleotides long. Its product is annotated as activity-dependent neuroprotector homeobox protein-like. Gene Ontology annotation, biological process: regulation of gene expression. The record is from RefSeq and is a predicted model, not a curated record. Gene Ontology annotation, molecular function: DNA binding. Lineage: Eukaryota; Metazoa; Chordata; Mammalia; Rodentia; Muridae. Gene Ontology annotation, cellular component: nucleus.